Eruca vesicaria subsp. sativa (arugula) is the source of this 1733-nucleotide messenger RNA. The record is from the annotation of a GenBank genome assembly. Lineage: Eukaryota; Viridiplantae; Streptophyta; Magnoliopsida; Brassicales; Brassicaceae.
UGUAGGAAGAGAGUCCGUCGCGUUCGUCUUCGUCUCCAGCGAUAAUAAUAUAAUAAACUUUCCGGUUUCUCCUCAUCCGUUUAUUUAAUCGGAAAAUUCGUCGGUGAUCCCUUAGUAAUCGUUCGUUCGUAUCUUCAGUUAAUUUUCAUAGGGUUUUCGCUGUCAAAAUGUCGGAAGAUUCUAGGCAGAGUAGGGUCACUAUCACUCUAGGCCGUACCGGCCAGGUGGUAAGUCGAGAUGGAGACAAUGAGUUGGUUAGAGUUGGGACCAAGAGGUCUGUUAAAGAGAGAUUAGGGAAUCAGUUAGAUAGUGAUGCUGUCAUUAAAAGGCAAAGAGGGGAAGCUAGUUUCAGUGGAAAUGAUUUGCAGAUCAGUCAAAAUGAUCUCCGCUUCAAACUGAUGCAGAGAAGAACUCAGAGCGAUGGAGGCAGCGGUAUGGAUCUUCGUGAGAAGCUUCUCUCCAAGAGUGAGCAGCCUCCUCCUCCUCGUAGUCUUGAUAGUCGUCCUCGUUUGGAUGAGCCAAGGGAUGUCAGAUUGCCUCCAUCAAGAACUGUUCGUGGUCCCUCUCGCAUGCUUUCAUCAAGCAGUUACCACUCUCCACGGACCCUGGAUGUGGAUGAUGUAGGAAGGAGAUCUCCAGAGAGGCUUGUGGUUAGUUCCAGGGAACGAUCACCACCAAGAAAUGCUAGAUGUAUCAGUGGCUCCCCAAGGGCUUUAUCACCUCUAAGGAACACUAGAAGCUUUACUGGUGGUUCUAGGGCUCCUCUUUCACCGCCAAGAGAUGCUGGAAGAAGAAGUGGUCAUCCAAGGGAUCUAUCAAUAUCACCUCCAAGAAAUUCUGGAAGAAUGAUUGGCCAUCCAAGAGAUCUUACACCGCCAAGACAUGCUGGAAGAAUAAGUAGCCAUCCAAGAGAUCUAUCACCACCAAGAAAUGCUAGAAGAAUAAAUGACUAUCCAAGGGAUCUAUCACCUCCAAGAACUGCUGGAAGAACAAUUAGUCAUCCAAGGGAUCUAUCAGUAUCACCGCCAAGAAAUGCUGGAAGAACAUUUGGUCAUCCAAGGGAUAUAUCACCACCAAGAACUGCUGGAAGAACAAUUAGCCAUCCAAGGGAUCUAUCACCGCCAAGAAAUGUUGGAAGAACAAUUGGUCACCCAAGGGAUCUGUCACCGCCAAGGAACACAAGUAGCUUCAGUAGUGGCUACAGGACUCUGUCUCCAACUAGAAAUGUGGGAAGCAGCAGCUACAUGAGUUCUUCCCGGGGGUUUUCCCCUCCUAGGCAUCCUGGAAGCUACGUGGGUUCUUCAAUGGGUUCGCCUCCUUCAAGGAACAUGGAUGAUUUUAGUGGACGAAGCAGGAUGCUUGAUGACUUGAGAGCCUCACCGUAUGGAGUCAGAGGCGUACUAAAUAGUCAAGCACCAGCAAAUGUCACUACUUUCUCCAGGCCAAUGUUACCUCCACCCGUCCCAAACCCUCAUAUGUUGCCUCCUAUGAGUCAGUUUCCUCCUUUUGGAAGUAUUAUGCAGAACAGUCCCUUCCCUGUGGAAGAGCCUCUAACAGUAGACAGCUUUCUACAUUCACUUGGACUUGGAAGAUACUCCCUAAACUUUAAAAGAGAGGAAGUGGAUAUGACCACAAUAAAGCAGAUGAAAGAAAGUGAUCUAAAAGAUCUCACCAUACCCAUGGGGCCAAGGAAGACGAUUCUUCAGGCGAUAGCGUGUCUUCCAAGACAUUAG